GCGGAGGCGGCCGUGGAGGUUGUUGGCUUGGUGGAGGAGAAGAAGGAUGUGGCUCCGGCGGUGGCGAUGCAGGCGAACAGGUGCAGCCAAUGCAAGAAGCGUGUGGGGUUGACGGGGUUCAAGUGUAGAUCUAAUGUUACCGUCGUCUCCGCCAGAGAUAUCAGCGAGGGCCGGCGGGAAAUCGAAAGAGGGAACGAAAAUGAGCCGCGGAGCAGAGGAGGUGCCGCCGGCGCCAAGGGCAAGAAGAAGGGAGUCACCUUCACCAGCGACAUCGCCUCACUCGAGAAGUUCCUCCAGGAGCGCAUCAAGGUCGGCGGCAAGGCCGAAGCUCUCGGCGACGCAGUCGUCAUCACUCGCGAGAAGUCCAAGAUCACUGUUACCUCCGAUUCCAACUUCUCCAAGCGGUACCUGAAGUAG
Messenger RNA from Linum tenue, 417 nucleotides. Lineage: Eukaryota; Viridiplantae; Streptophyta; Magnoliopsida; Malpighiales; Linaceae. The record is from the annotation of a GenBank genome assembly.